This is a messenger RNA of Aspergillus steynii IBT 23096, 1272 nucleotides long. RefSeq names its product S-adenosyl-L-methionine-dependent methyltransferase. Gene Ontology annotation, biological process: lipid biosynthetic process. Bases 1 to 1272 code for a protein of 423 amino acids. NCBI's taxonomy places the organism in Eukaryota, Fungi, Ascomycota, Eurotiomycetes, Eurotiales, Aspergillaceae. The transcript has 6 exons. The record is from RefSeq and is a predicted model, not a curated record.
AUGCAGGCAACUUUUAAUACUCUUGGGAGUUACGCAGCUCCGUACAUCAGAGAUACUUUGCUACGGAUGCUUCAGAGUAACAUCCAGAAUGGAGCAAUUGAUAUUCAUCUGAAAGGCGCUUGUAGUCAACAAAGGUCGGGAGCACUCAAGGUCGGAAAUAUAGAGUGUACAGACUCGGGGGUGCUCAAGGCCUCGUUGGUUGUGCAUGACGACCCUACUCUUUGGCUAAAGCUGUGUCAAAACCUCGAUAUUGGAGUCGCUGAAGCAUACAUGCUUCAGCAAAUUGAAUGUUCUGACUUGGUGUCGCUGUUCAGGAUUUAUAUCCGUAAUUGGACAUCGAUGGCAACUGUGAAUUCCUUGGUCCAGUUGCCACUCCGCUUGUGGAACCAAGUAACAAGAAAGAUCAACAAUACAGCCAAUGCUUUCCAAAAUGCCAGUUUCCACUAUGAUACCUCAAAAGCGCUAUUUAAGGCUUUUCUCUCGGAGGAUAUGUGUUACUCAUGCCCCAUAUGGGAAUCUCCGGAUGAGCCGCUUGAAGCAGCCCAAAGGCGAAAAGCACAAACUAUCAUCGACAAAGCGAAUAUUCGUUCGACGGACCAUGUACUGGAUAUCGGAGGAGGGUGGGCGUUCAUCGCCAUGGAGGCUAAGAUCCUUGGAGAGGAGCUGAUUAAAGGAAGGUCCUACGAAGACAACAUUGACUAUGUCUUAUGUGACUACCAAAAUAUUAGGAAGCCAGAGAGAGGCUUUGAUAGAAUUAUCUCUGUUGAAAUGAUUGAAGCCGUCGGGAAGGAGUACAUUGACGAAUUUUUCGGCACUUUGCACAACCUACUGAAUCCGAUUGAGGGACGGAUUGUCAUACAAUCCAUUACCUUUAUCGAGAAGCUCCAUUCCCAACCAAAGUCUCUCGAUAAUUUCCUUGACAAAUACAUCUUCCCAGGGGGUUAUCUCCCUUGCAAUACAGAGCUCAUCAACUCGAUGAGCCGUGGCUCUGAGCAGUGUAUGGAGCUUGACAGUCUGGAUGAAAUCGGGGAGAACUACGUGAAAGCUCUUCGGCUGUGGCGGGAAAAGUUCGUUUCCAACUGGGAGACAAUCAAAUCGUCAAUUCUUCGUGAACACGGCGAAAGAUCAGACGCUGAAAUGGAGGCCUUCAAGCGGAUAUGGAUUUAUUAUUUUAGCUAUUGUCAAGCUGGAUUUCACGAGGGUAUCCUUGGGGACGUCAUACUCGCAGCCAGUCGAAGACCCCGUGUUAUGUCUCAUUCCCCCAUAAUGUGA